Hypoxylon fragiforme is the source of this 3013-nucleotide messenger RNA. RefSeq lists its product as uncharacterized. Bases 539 to 2263 code for a protein of 574 amino acids. The transcript is spliced from 2 exons. Lineage: Eukaryota; Fungi; Ascomycota; Sordariomycetes; Xylariales; Hypoxylaceae. The record is from RefSeq and is a predicted model, not a curated record.
GGUAUGAUCGAUUUUGCCUUGGUAGGCUUAAUCGAGUUACUUUAUUCCUCUUGGGAUGCGAGGUAACCAAGACGAAAACCCUUUCCUGCUUCAAAUGUUCCCUUCCUCGUGGCAUUUCUAAGCUUAUAUGGUGUACUAUGGAUAGCGACCAGCUACGGUACUGUAGGUAAGACACACCUGCAUUUGGUACCUAUUUCUAGAUCGUGCAUACAAGCAGAAGCACUUGAGCAAGUCUCAGCCUUGUUGUGUAACACCCUAUUUGUGUAUGUGUGCCAUUGUGUGGUGCCCUUUGAAGGCUGCAUACCUCCCUACCUCCCUACAUGUACCUACCUUACCUAUACUACCUAUACUACCUAUACCUUGUCUUCGCAUCUCUAUUUUUUAUUUCUCUUAAGAGACCUCCGUCUCAUCUAUGAUUCAUCCUUCUUCUCCUUUCUCGAUCUUGAUGCCAGUUUGAGUUGAAGUUUAUUACUUUCCCUUUUCCUUUUACUUCUUUCAAUUUAGCUACCUAGGUACACUGUCAGCUAUGUAAUGAGCCAUGGCUCGUUCAGUAUCCAAAGCCAGCUUCCUAUGUCUUCCACCAGCCACGGCCGUUCUGGUCCUCAGUGUCGUGCUUGGGUUAACCAAUGGUCAUGUGUUGCCGAGGGAGACAAAGACCUUGGAUUUACAUGAGUUGAACGUUGUGCCUUUUCCUCGGCCGACAGAAGCGCCAGUCUUACUUUCUGGGUUAUUUCCAAGGCAGGGACAAAAUACGGUAUGCGGCUUUAUCGGGGGAGAUCCAAACCUUCCUGCGACAUGCUCGACAGGGUCCCAUUGUGUAUUAGAACAGGACCACGGAGUAGUGGGUUGCUGUCCCGAUGGCGGGGCUUGUUCGACAGGUAUAUUUACCGGUUGUGUCGACUGGGCCAGUGAACCACAGACUGAAAUUAACCCUUAUGUCUUUACCUGUCAAGGGUCAAACGUAUGCUAUCGGAAUGAGUUUGCUGGCGGAUACUACCAAUUUGGCUGUGGAACCGCAUCAUCUCUAGGUACUACUGUCGAAACAUCUGUCGAUGGCAUGACCAGCUUGGUGUUUGAAGAGACAUCGGUGUCCUUGACGGCGUUGCCGGCCCCCCUAACUGAGCCCACCUCAAUUGGGUCCCAGCCUCAGACUACGACGACAAGUGAUCCUGAUGGAACCUCUUCUAGUGUACCUGAUACUACUCCCACAUCGGCAUCAUCUGUUGACACACCUUCAUCACCCACCUCCGUGAACUCACCCUCGAACUCGGACCCAGACCCUUCACCAACUUCCUUCUCAUCGCCUACAUCGCUCACGUCGCCUUUACCUUCGUCGUCAUCUUCGUCUUCAUCCUCAUCCUCAUCUUCAUCUUCUACAUCUACACGAUCAACUUCCAUAACGUCUAACAUACCAGACCCCACGACCGGAUCUCUAGAUGACCCACCAGUGGAAACAGUCACCAGUUCCGCCACACCUACAGCAACGACAGGUACCAGCACCAACAAGGCCGCCAUUAUCGGCGGGUCUAUUAGCGGAGCAGCGGUCCUCGUGGCAGUACUAGUUGCCGUGGCGUUUUGGUGCAUUCGCAGGCGGCGAGGUAAUGAUCGCCACGGUCCAGGGCCCUUACCAACCACCGCACCCCCUAGAACGGAAUAUAUCAGCCCAAUGCGAUCACAUGGCGCAGCAUUCGCACCUCUCCCCUCUUGGCAAGAUGACGACGACGACAGGCGGCCGCUAAAUCAAUACAACAGCAGCAGCGGCAAUAAUCAACAACCCUAUUUCCCGCCCCAAGAUCGUUGGCAAUCAGCGCCGGGAAUGGCACCAGUAAGGGCACCAGCGGCGGUCCGCGGGCUCUCCCAACCGCUACGAUAUCACCCCGGGCCGGGGCUCUCCGUGCCUUUAGGGAUAGGCACCGGCUUAGAGCCCGUGGCCGAAGAGCAGCACGAACAUGAAAACGACGAGCACGAACAACGCUCUGAGCAGCAUAUGCAACCCACGCCGGAACCCAGCGCAUCCGAAAUCGACGACUUCUCCCGCGCGUACGCGAACGCCGGGAUCGGCACGCGGGAUAUCGACGAUGACAUGCAACCCUUGACCGCACACCAUCAUCACCACAACCACCUUUCCGACGACAGCCAGCCGGGAUCAUCGGGGUCCACCUCGCCCGGGGAAAGCCCGAGUCGCAGCCCGUCGACGGGGCCUGGCAACCGCCCGCUGUGGCAGCAGAAUCGGCAGCAGGGGCGGAAUCUGAUGUGGGUGUGAUUAUGACAAUGACGAUGACGAUGAUUGGGCAGGGUGUCGUUUACGCACCUACCUAAGUGCCAAACUGCCUACUUAUCUAUACAUCGGCCUACCUUCAUAUCUACCUUCAAACAUACCUACUUAACUUAAUAACAGUAUACAUAAUGUCUCUUCUUCAGUUCAUUUUUCUUUGUUUACUUAUUCGACUAUUCUCAUCUAAUCGAGGCUGUGGGGACGAUUUCUUUUCAUUUCCAUAUACAUAUAAAAGUAUGGUGUGGUGGGUGGGAGGUAUCUGUGGUGAAACGGGUUCAUUUAUAAGUAGCCCAGGCGUUUUUUUUGAAGCAUGAAUGAUUUACGUAUGGCUGCAUUACACAACCUACCUACCUACUUGGGUUGAUAGAUGAGAUGGAGAGGCGGUUUCACGGUCGGUGGGCUGGCUGAUGGGGCGUUUUUUUUUCUUUCAGGUGUUUUGGUGAUUGAGAAGGGUAGGCGUUUGGGGGGUUUGAUUUCAUGUGUGUUGGUGUGUUGAGGGACGGGAUUAGAGGAUGGUAAGGUGCCUAGGUUAGGUACCUAGGUAGUUAGGUAAAGGGGCACAUCGGUACUAGAUGCUGUAUAUACAUACAUACAUACCGCCAUGGCUCCUUCAAGUUACAGACUUGGCUACUUCAAAAAAAUAUACUUACCUAUCAGACUACCUAUCACCUAUCAAACUAGCUAUUCAGCAGUGUUCAUGGCUUGAUUGAGUUGUAGGUAGUGCAUCGUGAGAUUAGG